Molecule: messenger RNA, 2138 nt
Organism: Suillus clintonianus
Lineage: Eukaryota; Fungi; Basidiomycota; Agaricomycetes; Boletales; Suillaceae
Exons: 11
Coding region: 177-1835 (552 amino acids)
Biological process (GO): dGTP catabolic process
Cellular component (GO): nucleus
Molecular function (GO): dGTPase activity
Source: RefSeq, a predicted model, not a curated record
GUCAUUAAUCAUCUUAGGCUUCUCGGUUUAACAUCUGUAUAUAAAUUAUAAAGAUCGCUCCGGCUCUCAUUUUCACUACCGGUCUUUCUCUCUUUUUGACGACUAUCACGUUGCACAGAUACCAGCUUUCGUUGACUUUUCAGUUUCUCAUUCUGUCGAGAUAAAUUCGAUACUGUAUGGCUGAAGACUUAAUUCCCAACAAGAGGAUCUUCAAAGAUCCAGUUCAUGACUAUGUGGAGUACGAUCCGUGGAUUUGCAGCUUCAUAGACACACCUCACUUUCAACGGUUGAGAUAUGUAAAACAACUAGGACUCUCAUACCAUGUGUACCCAGGAGCAUCUCACAAUAGAUUUGAGCAUUGUCUCGGCGUUGGCCAUUUGGCCAGGAUGAUGACUCAACAUCUUCAGAAGAUUCAACCGUCCUUGGGGAUCACGGAUGACCAUAUACGAUGCGUCGAGCUUGCUGGUUUGUGUCACGACCUUGGUCAUGGGCCUUGGUCCCAUGUCUGGGAUGGCCAUUUUAUCCCAAAGGCACUUCCUAAUCACCCAAAAUGGAGUCACGAGCAAGCGUCGGAAAUGAUGUUCGAUGACAUGGUGAAGAAGUACAGCCUUGAAAUCUCACCUGAGGAUGUAGAGACUGUGAAGGCACUUAUUUCUGGCAGGAAGGAGCGAUGCAAGCUUGGAACGACUAUGCCGUUUUUGUUUGAGAUCGUUGCCAACGAUGUCAAUGGCAUUGACGUCGACAAGUUCGACUACAUCGCUCGUGACUCCCACUUUGUCGGCGAAAAACGCAACAUUGCUACAGCAAGAUUAAUUCAUUCCGCUCGCGUAAUCGACGGUCAAAUAUGCUAUGACAUCAAGGAUUCAAACACAGUCUAUGAGUUAUUCUCGACUCGUUUUUCGUUGCACAAAAAUAUCUAUAAUCACAAAACUACUCGUGCGAUCGAAUACAUGAUGAUGGACGUACUUCUCAUUGCACAGAAGCACAUGAAGUUUGCGGAAUACAUCGACGUGCCUGAAAAGUAUCUCCAUCUCACGGAUGAACUCUUCCACCGCAUCCACAUGACCGAAUCAGACGAACUCGCACCAGCACGCAAUAUCAUUGACCGCAUCCAGACCCGUGACCUCUACCGCCAGGUAGACUACAAGAUCAUCGACUGGGAUGACAAGGAAUUUUGUCAGGCACAGAUCACGCCUGGGAGUAUCGUCCAUGCUGCUAAGCAUGCCAACCUUCCUGGUGUUGAAGAGAACCUUGUCGCUGAGCUCACUGUUGACCACGUCAUCGUGGAUGUGAGCAAGAUGCACUACGGCAGAGGAGUGGACAAUCCCAUCUAUCAGGUCAAAUUCUACAGCAAGCAUAAUCCAAAUGUGUGCCGGCGGGCUGAGUCAGGAGAUGUCUCGCUUUUGAUGCCCGAGAAGUUUUGCGAGCUCCUCCUGAGAGUUUAUACAAAAGAAGAACGAUUCAUAGGUCUUGUACAAGCCGCAUACCGGCAUGUGCUCAGGUCCUUUCCUAUGCCGGGUGGGACAGCGGAAACAGCCACCAUAGUACCAACACCUCCCGCUACUGAGGCGCCUUCUACCCCAACAGCACUUACGUCUGCCCUCGGUCUUGGUGUACCUCAGAGCCGUACUUCAAGACCUUUUGGACGCACACCCAGCUUCUCCGACAACCAAUUCACCACACUUCCUCCCAAUUGUCAGAGUCGCUCACCAACGAGGAUGACAUCACGAAGCUCGAAGAGGACCAGGGAAGCAAGUGUCGAGCUAGACAUCGACAAUCCUCCUCCGAUAAGGAAGAGUAUGCGUUUGGCGUCAGCGUCUGGGUUGACAAAGUGAUCGGACAUCCUACCAUAGUCCUGAUGGGCUCGGCUGUUCUCCGGUUUCCUGUUGCAGUGUCAGACUCUUGCCUUCGACGUAUUCCCGUUCCUUAUUCAGCCUGUAUCCAUUCAUGAUUCUUUGAAAGGGAGGAUUCGCUUACCAUACACAUUUUAUAACACUUCGCACUCUAUACCAGUAACAUAACAUAUAUACUUGCUUGGCACCCUUGCGACACCCCGGCGGGUCAAACGGUUACAAGCUCCUUGGGUGUUUGGUUCCUGGCGUUCCGUAGAUGCUUCAGACAUCCAAAGGUUUGCAGAG